AUGGAUUCCAGUCGACGUCUCAGAAACUACAAGUGUCACGAGAAGUUUUUCUUGUCUUUUAGCAGAAUGAAAGAUCCUCUGAGGGGGUUGCCCCAUGGAUCUUCAAAGGAUGGUCUUCAGAAAGGGAUCUCAGGAACCUCAAACUCCAGCGACAAGGAGGAUGACAGGGAGAAGGAAUUUCGGCGUGCAGCCACGCUAUUUGGUUUGAAAGAGGUCAGUGAUGAUGAGGAAUGGACUCUGUGCUGGAGUGACUACUCGGUGUCUUUGGACAAAGCCAUGGAGCUAAGGCGUUACCAGAAAAUCAACCACUUUCCUGGGAUGAAUGAGAUCUGCAGGAAGGAUUUGCUGGCCCGGAACUUAAAUAGAAUGUUAAAGCUAUAUCCAAAAGAUUACAACAUUUUCCCUAAAACCUGGUGUCUACCAUCUGAGUACCAUGACUUUGUGGCCUACUGUCGAAGCAGGAAGACCAAAACGUUCAUAUGCAAACCCGACUCCGAAUGUCAGGGACGCGGAAUCUUCUUGACUCGGAACACCAGCGAUGUGAAGCCAGGGGAAGACAUGGUCUGCCAGGUCUACAUUCCCAAGCCAUUUAUCUUGGAUGGAUUCAAGUUUGACCUCAGACUCUAUGUCUUAAUUACCUCCUGUGACCCGCUGCGGAUUUAUUUCUACGACGAAGGCUUGAUCCGUUUUGCUACCAUGAAGUAUUCUGAACCUACUGAAAAAAAUUUAGAGGACGUCUGCAUGCACCUCACCAACUACUCCAUCAACAAGCACAGCAAGAACUUUGUCCGCGAUGAAAUCAAAGGCAGCAAGAGAAAGCUCUCCUUCUUUAACCAAUACAUGGAGAACAAUGCCUAUGACCUGGAGAGGCUAUGGAACAGUAUUGAAGAUGUCAUCAUCAAAACCAUUCUGGCAGCGUAUCCAGUCCUGAAACACAACUACCUCACCUGCUUCCCAAAUCACGUGUCGGGAAGUGCUUGCUUUGAGAUCCUUGGCUUCGAUAUCUUGCUGGACCAGACGCUAAAACCGUGGCUGCUGGAGGUUAAUCAUUCACCCAGUUUUACGACGGACUCCAAACUGGAUCAAGAGGUGAAGGAUAACCUUCUUUACGACACACUCUGCAUGAUUAAUCUUGCCGCCUGCGAUCGGCGGAAGGUCUUGGAGGAAGAGAGACGUAGAACCAACGAGCGGUUGCUUCACAUCUACCGGUCAAGGGAGGACAGAGCCGACGAGAUACGAAGCAACCAAGCUGCCUGGGUGGAGCAGAUGGAAAAGUAUGAAGAUGAAAACCUGGGGAACUUCAAAAGAAUUUACCCGAAUGAAACAUCAGAGAAAUACGAGAAGUUCUUGAAAUGCAAACAUUCCCUUUUCCAAGAAACGGUGGCCUCCAAGGCUCGGGAAGAAUGCGCCAGGCAGAUGCGCCAGGAGAUCCGGCAGAGGCAGGAGCAGAAAGAAUUUCUUCUUAAAGGGCGGAAGUGCCUCGAAAAGAACCUGCGGGGAGAGUCCCAGAUCCAGAAGAAUCCCUCUCCGUUGAUCUUGGUGAAACCAAAGUCACCAGAGGAGCUGCAGAUGCUUAUUCCCUCCACUCCUACUAGCCAAGUUGCAGUAACAGUCUCCAGUGCAAGCCAGCAGCAAGUGGGCGAAGCGGGGAAAGAGGACGCGGAGAUUAGGAGCGAACUGUCUCCGGGCAGCGCAGAUGUCGACUCGGGACCGGUGGCCGAAGAGCAGGAUCCCGAACCCAAAGCCUUCGCCACCGAAUGCUCCCCGGAAAUCCAAAGCCGAUCCCAGGUGGAGCGGAAGGAGCUGGGCCAGAGGCUGGAGCAGCCGGAAGGCCCAGUGGCAACCUCGGCUGUGCUAGUUGUCGAAGAGCAGGAUCCUGAACCAAAAGCCUUCGGCACCGAAUGCUCCCCGGAAAUCCAAAGCCGAUCCCAGAUGGAACCGAAGGAGCUGGACCAGAGGCCGGAGCAGCCGGAAGGCCCAGUGGAAAUCUCGGCUGAAGCACAACCAGAGGAGGAUGCUGAGACAUUACCAGUAUCCCAGUCAGAGGCAUUUGUCCAAACGCUCCAGAGCUCGGCUGAGGAAGAGGUUCGAAGGCAGACUUUGUCAGACGUCAGCGGCCAGAUUUUGUCAGAGAGCUCAGACAAGGUUCAUCGGGAAGCUGCGGACAAGUCCCGGCCAGACACCCAUGACCAGUCUCAAGCAAAGGCCUGUAAUCAGCCCCAGGCAGAGUUUCAAGAGCAGAGCCAGCCAGAGGCCCGAGGCCGUGGCCAGUCACCGCCCCAGUGCCAGAUGCAACUGGAGGACCUCGACCAACCUCUUCAGGAGGCCCUGGAUCAGGCUGAGUCAGAGAGUUGUGGCCAGACUCGAGUAGGCGCUAGAGGCCAGGCCCAUGAAGAAGAAGCCUGUGACGAGAUCCAUGCUGAAGCCUGCGAUCAGAUUCAAGACCAGCUUCGAGAUGAGGCCCAGAGCGGUGCCAAAAGUGCCGUGAACCAUGGUCAUUCUCAGGUCUGUGACCAUCUUCGCCAGGAGGCUGGAGACCAAGUUGAGCCUCAAUCCCUGCACCAUCCUCAGUCAGAGGCCCAGAACCAAGACCAGGCCUGGAUUCAGGCGCAUCUGAAGGGCCAUGGCCAGGGUGAGGCAAGCGCCCAAGACCAACUUCUGCACAAGGCCCAAAACCAGGUUUGCGAUCAGGUCGAAAUCUUGGCCAAGCACGAGACCCAUGGUCAAGUUAAUCUUGAGGGCAAAGAACAACAACCUCACCAUGAGGCCCAAGCCCGACUUCAUGGCGAGGUCCAAGAAUUGGAUCAGCAUGAGGGCCAGGACCAUGAGGCCAAUGACCAUUUUCAUCGUGAAGCCCAAGAUCAGGUUCAUCAUGAAUCCCAGGGCCUGGAUCAGCAGGAGCUCCAAGACCCGGUCCAACUGGAGUCCCAGAUACAGAAGGGGACACACACAGGAUCCCAGGCAGCAUACAAUAAAAUAUUAGACGCACAGCCAGUGGAUCAGUUGGACACCAUGGCCCAGACCCAAAGGGAAAUUCAAGAACAACAAGCGGACCAAUCCCAACCAGAGGCCCAGGCUCAGCAUGAGGCCCAACUGGACGAAGGGCAACUUCAACCUAGAAACAAAUUUCCAAUGGAGAUCAAUGUACAGCCCAUGAUAUGGGCCCAGCCGGCAUUUAUUUCACCCAAAGAGAAUGUGACCAGUUCAGAUAUCUAUGAAGAGAUUGACAAGCAGAGCGAGAUCAAUGAGGAGGAGGCCAAGGGAGAGGACUCCUUAAGCAGCACGUCUCAGAAAAGCACAGAGCAGGUUCGGAGCUCAGGCCGAUUGCAGCUUGAGACCCAGAGUUCCCUCAGGUUCCAGUUCUUGGCCAAUGUCAAGCCCCAAGAUCGUUCCGAGGUCCUGCCUUUAAUUCCAGGUGGGCAGAAGGUGACGAAGGAGACCUUGAACACACCACUCGACGUUACCUUCACCUCACAGAUGAUCAGGAAGGUGUCCAUGGCCCUGAGACGCAAUCGCAACAAGGUGUGCCCGCCAAAUGAUAUCAAUUCCUUUGUGCGGACUAAUGCCGCAGAGAACACGAUGGAGGAGAUUUCAAACUCGAGUGCGGAUCAGCACGAGACAAACUGCAGCUGCUGGAGAAGAACUUGCAUGACAGACAGAAUCUUCUGCAUGGGUCGAUUACGGGACAAUGAGAUGAAACCCUGUCUCAAGAACCAGCCCAAGCUCCGGAGAAGCAAAGUCACCGAAACGUUUCCAAUCCCCGAGAGGGCGAUUGAGGACAAGAGCCGACACAACCUGUGCGUGGUGUCAUCCAAAGCUCCCACCAUCCUACGCCUUGUCCAUCCGACAACACUCAAGAUUAGACAAAAGGAUCACAACAACAUUGGCAGGCGAUAA
Messenger RNA from Amblyraja radiata (thorny skate), 3897 nucleotides. RefSeq lists its product as uncharacterized. The transcript is spliced from 14 exons. Gene Ontology annotation, molecular function: tubulin binding; tubulin-glutamic acid ligase activity. Gene Ontology annotation, cellular component: ciliary basal body. The record is from RefSeq and is a predicted model, not a curated record. Bases 1 to 3897 code for a protein of 1298 amino acids. Gene Ontology annotation, biological process: protein polyglutamylation; microtubule cytoskeleton organization. NCBI's taxonomy places the organism in Eukaryota, Metazoa, Chordata, Chondrichthyes, Rajiformes, Rajidae.